AUGGACACCGCUGCCAACGGCAUCCAGGAGCCUUUCGAUCUCAUCAGGCUAUCACUCAGUGAACGUGUCUUUGUCAAGCUUAGGGGAGACCGAGAGCUUACAGGCAUUCUACAUGCCUACGAUGGACAUAUGAACCUGAUUUUGAGCGACGUGGAGGAGACCAUCAUGAUUGUAGACCAGCCUGAAGGUGGACCAGAAGAACAUAGCACUGUAAACAUCGCCAAACGGAAAAUGGACAUGCUCUUCGUCAGAGGAGAUGGUGUCAUAUUGGUCUCGCCACCGUCACGAACAUGA
Messenger RNA from Trametes versicolor FP-101664 SS1, 294 nucleotides. RefSeq names its product like-Sm ribonucleoprotein. Gene Ontology annotation, cellular component: U6 snRNP; Lsm1-7-Pat1 complex; P-body. Bases 1 to 294 code for a protein of 97 amino acids. Gene Ontology annotation, biological process: mRNA splicing, via spliceosome; P-body assembly. The record is from RefSeq and is a predicted model, not a curated record. The transcript is spliced from 4 exons. NCBI's taxonomy places the organism in Eukaryota, Fungi, Basidiomycota, Agaricomycetes, Polyporales, Polyporaceae. Gene Ontology annotation, molecular function: RNA binding.